AUGAAGUUUUCUCUCAUCACCAUCCUUUCCGCCAGCGCUUUGGUCGCUGCCUCUCCCUUUGCUGAGCCAGAGGCUUUCCUUGAGGAGCGCCAGGCUGCGCAGAGCCUCGAUGCCGCCAUGAAGGCCAAGGGCAGGAAGUACUUCGGUACCGCCACUGACCCAGGCCGAUUCAACCAGGGCAAGAACGCUGCCAUCAUCAAGGCCAACUUUGGUCAAAUCACCCCCGAGAACUCCAUGAAGUGGGAUGCUACCGAGUCUACCCGUGGCAAAUUCACCUUCGGUACUGCCGACCAGACCGCUAAGUUCGCCAAGGACAACGGCAAGCUCAUCCGUGGACACACCACCAUCUGGCACUCCCAGCUUCCUUCAUGGGUUUCUUCCAUCAAGGACAAGGCCACCUUGACCACUGUCAUGCAGAACCACAUCUCCUCCGUCAUGGGCCACUUCAAGGGCCAGAUCUACGCCUGGGACGUCAUCAACGAGAUGUUCGAGGAGAACGGUAACUUCCGUGCCAGCGUCUUCUACAACGUCCUCGGUGAGGACUUUGUCCGCAUCGCCUUCGAGGCUGCCAAGAAGGCUGACCCCACUGCUAAGCGUUACAUCAACGACUACAACCUUGACACUGCCAACUACGCAAAGACCCAGGCCAUGGCCAAGAACGUCAAGAAGUGGAUCGCCGCCGGUAUCCCCAUCGACGGUAUCGGUUCGCAGACUCACCUUACCGCCGGCCAGGGUGCCGCUACCAUCGACGCCAUGAAGCUCCUCUGCAGCGUUGCUUCCGAGUGCGCCAUGACCGAGGUCGACAUCCAGAACGCCCAGCAGGCUGACUGGACCAACGUCACCAAGGCCUGCCUUAACCAGAAGAACUGCGUUGGUAUCACCGUCUGGGGUGUCAGGGACUCCGACUCCUGGAGGCCCCAGGGCAACCCUCUCCUCUUCGACAACAGCUACAACCCCAAGCAGGCUUACACCACUGUCCUCAACGCUCUCAAGUAA
Bipolaris zeicola 26-R-13 is the source of this 996-nucleotide messenger RNA. Its product is annotated as glycoside hydrolase family 10 protein. The record is from RefSeq and is a predicted model, not a curated record. Gene Ontology annotation, biological process: carbohydrate metabolic process. The transcript has 2 exons. Gene Ontology annotation, molecular function: hydrolase activity, hydrolyzing O-glycosyl compounds. Lineage: Eukaryota; Fungi; Ascomycota; Dothideomycetes; Pleosporales; Pleosporaceae. Bases 1 to 996 code for a protein of 331 amino acids.